Ustilaginoidea virens is the source of this 1404-nucleotide messenger RNA. RefSeq lists its product as uncharacterized. Gene Ontology annotation, cellular component: nucleus. Lineage: Eukaryota; Fungi; Ascomycota; Sordariomycetes; Hypocreales; Clavicipitaceae. The transcript is spliced from 4 exons. Gene Ontology annotation, molecular function: protein-lysine N-methyltransferase activity; protein binding. Gene Ontology annotation, biological process: peptidyl-lysine monomethylation. The coding region runs from base 1 to 1404 and encodes 467 amino acids. The record is from RefSeq and is a predicted model, not a curated record.
AUGUCGUCGGCCGACUUUGACCGCAAAUCUGCCUCAUUCUUGGAAUGGUUCAACAAGUUGCCUGGCGCCUCAUUCUCGGAUGCAAUUGAAAUUGUGGAUCUUCGCUUCCGCCAUGCUGGCCGUGGAAUAAUUGCUACUCAGGACAUCCCCGCCGAUACCGAAAUCGUCUCGAUACCCAGGAAUGCCAUCAUCUCCUCGGAAACGUCUGAACUGAAGAACAUUCUGCCGGCCUUGUUCGAAAGUCACGGUGAUGAAGACGAUGAACAAGCUUUAGACUCUUGGAGCGCCCUAGUCCUCGUCAUGAUGUACGAGUUUUUCCUUGGUGACCAGUCCAAGUGGAAGCCAUACUUGGAUGUCUUGCCGGACAGUUUCGAUACUCCAAUGUUUUGGUCCGAUGAAGAACUGUCGCAUCUUCAAGCUAGCGCCGUGGUGAAUAGAAUCGGCAAGGCUAGUGCAGAGGACAUGUUUCGCACCCGCCUGAUCCCGGCUAUCCGACAGAACCCAGAUGUAUUCGCCGCAAGCCGAGAUUAUGGCGACCACGAUUUGAUCAAGUUGGCUCACCGGAUGGGGAGCACCGUCAUGGCAUUUGCCUUUGACCUGGAGAAUGACGGAGCGGCGGCAGAUGAUGACGAGGCGGACGGCUGGGUGGAGGACCAGGAAGGGAAGUCCAUGAUGGGCAUGGUUGCCAUGGCGGAUAUGCUCAACGCAGAUGCCGAGUUCAACGCUCACGUUAACCACGGCGACGACGAGUUGACAAUCACGACGUUGCGCGACGUCAAGGCAGGUGAUGAGAUCCUCAACUGCUACGGACCUCACCCCAAUUCCGAACUAUUACGUCGAUACGGCUACGUCACGAGCCAGCAUUCCCGGUACGACGUGGUGGAAAUUCCUUGGGAGGCGGUCCAGGACGCGCUCAUGUCCGAGUUGAACGUGUCGCGGGAGGUCCUGGCCAGAGCGAUGGAGCAAAUUGACCCAGAAGACUUGGAGGAUGUUUUCGUCCUGGAACGAGAAUCUGGCGAGCCUAACCCGGACGGAACGCUGGAUGGCGUGGCCAGAGUGGAGGGCAUGCCUGCGGAUCUGAAAGAGCAGUUAAAGACUGUCGUGAAGCAGCUGCAAAAGAUGAACCAGGGCCUGAUACCAGACAAGAGAAAGAGAAAUGACGUCCUGCAAUCCAUAGUGACUGGAGCGCUUCGGUCCAUAGCAUCCCGAUAUACAACCACCGUGGCAGAGGACCAAGAGCUGCUGAAGCGGGACGAUCUUCCACACCGCCAGCGAAUGGCCAUCACGGUCAGGCUAGGGGAAAAGCUGCUGAUGCAAGAGGCUUUCAAUCAGCUUUCAGAAGCCCCUGCGCAAUCGCCCGAGACAGACCCCUCGGCAUCGAAAAGGGCAAGGAGGGGCGACUAA